Messenger RNA from Closterium sp. Yama58-4, 2331 nucleotides. Lineage: Eukaryota; Viridiplantae; Streptophyta; Zygnematophyceae; Desmidiales; Closteriaceae. The record is from the annotation of a GenBank genome assembly.
AUGUCACAGCAGAGAAGAAACGAUGACGACGCGACGGCUCCCAACUCCAGUUUCGAGCCAGUAGCCCAGUCUGACGCCUCCAAUAGGGACAACUCCACAAGUAGCAUACCUGACAUCCGUGACAGCGUCACAGAUAGAGAGCAAGUAAUGGAGCCAGUGUCGUCUACGAAUGCCGCCAGUGAUACUAACAGCGACUUGACUAACGCUAGCAGAAGCAGUCGAGGCAGAAGCGGUCGGAAUAGGAGCCUCAGGGGGACCAGCGCUGGCGAUGGCGGAAGUUUCCGGCUGAUAAGCAUAGGGAGCGGAAAUUCGUCUGAGGAUUUGACGUUAUCUCCAGGAAGCGAGACAAGAGCAGUCCCUUCAGGUUCGGUGCCUAGAACGGGAGGUGCGGUCGCCUUAGGAGCGGCGAGGCUGAUUCGUCAGGCGAGCAGCCAACGGUUGAUGCGCCAGCAGUCCAUACGGGUUCGCGAUACGGCGUCAGAAGAGCUGGAGGAGCGACAGAGCAACUGGGCCUAUUCCCGUCCCAUCGUGCUCCUCGACACGCUCUGGAACCUCAUCUUCGUACUCGUCGCCAUCGCGACGCUCUCCGUUAGUCGCAACAACAACGAGGAGCCGGCCGCUCCGCUCGGCGUGUGGCUCAUGGGGUAUUCAGCGCAGUGCAUCAUCCACAUUGUGUGCGUUCUCGUGGAGUUCGACCGUCGGCAGCACGGCGCGGAGGAGCGCAGGAGCGACCGGAUUCGGGCCAGGCGGAGCGGCGGAGCGAUCCGGAGCAGCAGGCGGGGGUUGCGCGGGCUGCGGAGCGUGAGCGGAGGAGGAAGCGGAAGGGGAGGGGGAGCAGGGGGGGGUGGGAGUUCGGGGGAUCUUCGCGAGGGGUUGCUGCAGAGAGGGAGCGAUGACGAGGAGGAGGAAGCGGAGGCGGGUGCGGGAGAGCAGCGAUUGGAAGAUGAUCGGAUUGACAGCAUCGCGAAGCAAAUCGAGUCGGCGAACACGGUCUUCUCGUUCCUCUGGUGGUCCGUGGGCUUCGCAUGGAUUAUCUCCACAUUCGACGACACAUUCGAAGACGCUCCCAUCCUCUCCUGGGUGUGCAUGUCGUUUCUGGCGUUCGACGUGUUCUUCGUCAUCUUCUGCAUCGCGCUCGCGUGUCUGGUGGGCAUCGCCGUGUGCUGCUGCCUGCCCUGCAUCAUCGCCGUCCUCUACGCCAUGGGCGAACAGGAAGGAGCCACGAACGAGCAGAUCCAGUCCCUCCCGCAGUUCAAGUUCCGCCGGCGCGGCUCUCCGCCGAGCGGCAGCCGCCCGCUCACCGCGUCCUCCGCGCUCUGCGCCAUCACCGAGGCUCUAGGCGUUGCGACCAGCAGCAGCAGCAGCAGCAGCAGCAGCACCACCACCACCACAACUAGCGCCAGCAGCAGUAGUGGGUUAAAUAGCAGUGCGCCGAAGGGUAGCAGCUGUGAUCACGGAACCAGCAGCGGUGGUACGGGGGGCAGCAGCGGGCACGGAACGGGUAGCGCGGGUGCCGAGGGGAAGGAGGAGGUUCGGGUGACGAUUGACGAGCCGGCAGGGGGGGUCAUGACGCAAGUGGGAGGGUCGAGUCAGCCGCCGCGGGAGAGAGAAGUGGCGGACGAUGAUGCGGAGUGCUGCAUCUGCCUGGGGCCAUACGAGGACGCGGUGCUGCUGAGGGAGCUGCCCUGCUCGCACCACUUCCACUCCGCCUGUGUUGACAAGUGGCUGCGUACCCGCCCCACCUGCCCCCUCUGCAAAUACGACAUCACUGCCCCACCUGCCGCUGCUACUAGCAGCAGUGGGAGCAGUGCGCGCCGAUGGGCCGUCGACCUGGCCGACGCGGCGUCGGGAAUCUCGAGGGACGUCCCCGAUCCGCCUGGAUUCAAUCGAAACGCGGCAGAGCUGGUGUCCAGUGGCAGCGGAUCUAAGGCGUUGGCACCGAAAGAUAAGGCCCUAGACCCGGCAAAGAAGCAGGAGCGUGCAUGGGCCCUGGCGCAGUCUCCCACCAAGAAUCUCCUCAUGAUGGCAUUCAUGCUCUGGAUGGCGGGCAGCUCAGUGCACAUCUUCAGCAUCGGAAUCACCUUCUCCAUCCUCUGGCAACCCAUCUCAGCACUUAGGACCAUCAAUGCGGCGUUUGAGCCAUUUAAGGACCCCAAGGUGGACUUGGUGCUGCCAAAGAUGAUGUAUGCCGCAGUUAACCUCUUCCUCCUCUCCAUCGGCCUCUGGAAGUUGAAUGGCUUGGGAUUGCUUCCGACGCGUCCUGCUGAUUGGAUUUCUUCACUUCCUCCCAGACCAAUGCCAGAGUUUUCAGCUGGUGGGAUAACAUUUUAG